Vicia villosa (hairy vetch) is the source of this 1341-nucleotide messenger RNA. RefSeq names its product F-box/kelch-repeat protein At3g23880-like. Gene Ontology annotation, molecular function: protein binding. The coding region runs from base 1 to 1341 and encodes 446 amino acids. The record is from RefSeq and is a predicted model, not a curated record. The transcript is spliced from 2 exons. Lineage: Eukaryota; Viridiplantae; Streptophyta; Magnoliopsida; Fabales; Fabaceae.
AUGGAAUUAAAGAAUCCUGGUGGAAAUAUUUUUUCCAACUUACAAGUUGUAAUCACUAUGUUUUGUUCCAUCAACAAUAAAUCAUCAACGCGCAAAAUUGUUGAGCAUAGAUCCUUGAAAAUUUUACUCAACUCGGCUAUAGGACUCCACACAUUAUUUGGAAGUGCACUAAAAGCUAGACAGAACAAUGCGAAGGUUCAUGAAGUUCAUGCUAAUAGCGCAGAAAACAAUGAGAAAAAGACAAAGACGACGACAACAACACCACCGAAAUCUUAUGUGCCCACAGAAAUGAUAACUAAGAUCCUUCUAAGUUUACCGGUGAAGUCUCUUAUUCGUUUCAAAUGUGUUUCAAAACCAUGGCUUUCUCUAAUUUCUGAUCCAAUGUUUGCUGAAUCACAUUUUCAACUUACAACACACACUCGUAAAAUUUGGUUCAUAUCAAAUGAUUUACAUCAAACAACAUCAAUAGAUUUCGAAGAACAACUUGACUUAGAGAUUGCUUCUAUUAAACGGUUCGGUUUUUUGCAUCCUCAAGCUAAUUCUCUUAUUCAAAUUAUAAGUUCAUGCAGAGGCUUUAUAUUUUUCUAUUAUUCUUCCAGUUUUUUCAUAAUGAAUCCAUGCACCAAAGUUCACAAACAAAUACCUUUAGCUCCGGAUGAAUUUGAAACAAAUUUAGAGUUAGGUUAUAUCUAUUAUCUAUAUGGUUUUGGAUAUGAUCAGUUAAGAGAUGAUUACUUGGUGGUCUCAUUGUCAUGUACUCUAGCCGAGGAAGAUAUUUCACGUUUGGAAUAUUUCUCAUUGAAAGAUAACAAAUGGAAGGAAAUCAAGAAUACUCACUUCCCUUAUACGCUCGACAAGAUUGACCCGAGAGUAGGAUCGCUCUAUAACGAUGUUAUUCAUUGGUUGGCUCUACAUUCUGGUUCGUUGAUGGAAGUUAAUAUUGAUUUAAGUGAAAGGAAACUUUUUGAGAUAUCCUUUCCAAAUGAUGUAGAGCAUAAAUGUGAUCAUUGCGAGUUGUGGAUAUUUGGGGAAUUUCUUAGUUUAUGGGCUACAGGUUGUGAAAAUAAAAGAAUUGAAAUAUGGGUUAUGAAAGAAUACAAAGAUCAUUUAUCUUGGAUUAAGACUAUUGUUCUCUCUAUUCACAUCUUACCUCCUCAUAAGUUUUCACCAAUAUGCUCUACAAAAAAUGGUGAUAUUAUUGGAACAGAUGGUGAGAAUAUAUUGCUUAGGUAUAACGAUAAAGGAGAGUCUAUAGAGGGUUCCUCAUACAGUUGCUUUCCAGAUAGUGCAGUUUCAAGUGAAUCCCUAUCGAUAGUGUAUACGGAUAGUGCGAGCUUAUGA